AUGGAGCAGAAGGAGCAAGAUCGAGCGGGCAGCAUGCGCCCGGGCAAGAAGAAGCACAAGCUUUUGGUGGAAGUGAACGAUGACCAGACGAAGAAGAUGCGGGUCAUCCUGGACCGAGGCUGCAGCGUCCGAGACUUGCAAGCGGCGGUGCAGGAGCGGCUGCGCAAAAAACAAAGGACCGAGGGCGGUAGCUACCCUAUCGUCAAAGAGAUGUGCGAGAGGCCCAAUACCGUCAAGGGUGGUGGUGGCGCAGCUGCUACCGGCGGCCGCGGGGGCUCUUCCUCGACAUCCGCGGCGUCUCAGGAACCGUUGGAGCUCGACAGCGACGACGCCUUGUCCGACAUCUUGGGCAGCGACGCUGAGGGUGAUACGACAUUCGUAGCCAUGGUCCAAGGAGAGGGGGGUGGUGCUGCUGCGGCAGGGUCGCCUGCUGCCAUUGCGGGUCCCAGCGGUGCCGCGUCUGCUAGCGGCUCGCCUGCCGCUGCUAUCGCGACCUCCAGUACCUCCGCCUCUGCUGCAGCCGGGGUGGAGAGCGAAAAGGAUCAGCAGCUCCACGAGCAUGAACAGGAACAUUAUUUAUGCUAG
Messenger RNA from Ectocarpus siliculosus, 585 nucleotides. Lineage: Eukaryota; Phaeophyceae; Ectocarpales; Ectocarpaceae. The record is from the annotation of a GenBank genome assembly.